This is a messenger RNA of Sciurus carolinensis (gray squirrel), 4938 nucleotides long. It is a transcript of the gene Treml4, whose product is annotated as triggering receptor expressed on myeloid cells like 4. The transcript is spliced from 6 exons. Gene Ontology annotation, cellular component: cell surface. Gene Ontology annotation, molecular function: signaling receptor activity. The coding region runs from base 506 to 1387 and encodes 293 amino acids. The record is from RefSeq and is a predicted model, not a curated record. Lineage: Eukaryota; Metazoa; Chordata; Mammalia; Rodentia; Sciuridae.
CAGAGCUUCCCACUUUCCAGGAAGACUCGGACGCCACGUCUCCAACCGCUGGGGACCAGUGGGACUUAGGGGUCUGGCCAGACCUCCAAAAGGUCCCCUAACUCUGUCACCCACCUGCAGCAUCUGCUUUACUUGGGGGAGGGAAGAGCAAUAGGCUCUUGUUUCACCAUAGUUUCCUUCUCUCAUCCCCCACCCCAGGGAGGUGGCCUGACAAAGGGGAAGAGGCUGGCCCUGGGGAGCCUAGAGUCCCCUGAGCCACCAUCAGUCUCACGGCUCUGACCUUUCCAAGCCCAAAGGUAGAGCCGAGGGCUGGAGGACCCAUAAAGGCCAAGGCCCCUGUAAUCCUGCCCAGGCUUCCUGCUUCCCUUCAAGGCCUCUGCGUCUUCAGUAACUCACCCUGCUCAGGCUGGGUGACUGGGCUGAAAUCCCACCCAGCUCCCGUGCCCUGAUCUCAGGGCUUCCCUGCCCCCUCCCUGCCUCCCCCCACUACAAUUCAAGAAGACCCAUGGCCCAGGAGGCCACCUACCUGAUCCCCCCCAUCCUGCUGGUGCUCCUGGCCUCAGGCUCCUGGGCACAGGACAGAGAGUUCCUGCAGAAACUGGAGGGCGAGACAAUCGUGUUGAGAUGCCAGUACAGCCAUCACCAACGCUCAAAGGUGAAAAGCUGGUGUCGGAAAAUGUCCGCCAAUUGGUGUGCAGUAUUAGUGGACAGUUACAGGACAGUGCCCCGCUACUCCAUCCAGGAUCAUCACGCAUCUGGCUACUUCAAUGUCACUGUGACUGGACUCAGGGUAAACGACUCAGGAGUCUAUUAUUGUGGAGUCUCUGAAUAUCCCAGGAUCUAUGUUCUCAGAAUCAUCCAGUUGGUGGUGUCUAAAGCUUCAACCCCUCCCACCACCCGGAGCACCAGAAUGACCACAGCCCUGGCCUCUGCCACCAGCCCUGACAUUGGCAGCCCUCCAGGCAACUGGAAGUGGACAUUCAUCUCCUCGGGCCUGGUGGUGGCUGUCCUGUUGCUGGGGCUUAUUGUCCUCCUGGUCCUCUAUCUCAGGAAAGCCCAAGGAAGAGACAGGAAAGGUGAGAAGGAAUCCCACGACAUCUAUGAGGACACUGCAGACCAGAAGCAGAAGGCCUCCGGCUUCCAUCGGCAGUCCAUCUCUGAUGAGGACACUGGGGCCAUCUGCUAUGUGUCACUCAUCCAUCUAAACCACUGUGGCCCUGAGGACUCCAUCUACAUUAACACUCACCCCAACCCCCAGCUGAAGCCCAGGCCUGACCCCUUUCAGUCUGUGGAAUAUGCCAGCAUCGCUGGAAAGAGACCCGCCCCCUCCACGCUGGAUGCUCUAGAUGGGAACCUGGGAACUGAAGCAGAAUUCACUAGGCAGUGACCACCUACCAAAAUGCUUGCUGGGUACGAAGCUACUCUAUCAGCCACAAGAGGACUUCGUGCAGCAAAGAUGGCCACACGCUGUCCGGGGCCAUGCCCUUCUGUAAGGGAAGGAAGAGAAGGAAUCUUGUCAACCCAGAGAGCCACCAUGGGCAAGCUGUGGGCCUAACAGAGGGGUUUCUGGAUCCUCCUCUGUCCCCUUCCCAGGGUCUGACAAGAGUGCUACCAACAGAGUCCAGCUAGGACCUGAGGCCAGGGCCUCUGAGUAACCCAAUCUUGCCUCCCUGUAUGACUUUCACUUCCUUCCUGACCAGGGGCCACGAAAUCCUGCCAAUUGUGCAAGUUCCCCCAUUGGUAUCUCUCAGGGUCUCUAGGCCAGCCUGGGGAGCUCUGCCCAGUCAGCUCUCUCCUCGCUCCUGGCCUCCUGAUUCCACCUCCAUUCCCACCCUUGGGAUCCUUCCACUCUGCCAGGAAGAACACUGGGAUGUGGGCAGUGCCCACCACUCCAGAGUCUCUCUGAGCCCUUGCUCUGGCCAGGCAGUGAGGGUCGGAGGGGCUUCUUUCCCUGUGGCCAUUCGCACAACUCCAUCUGAAUUGAUUCGCGCUCCUCCGCCUUCCAUGGAAGCCAUUAUUCCCUCUAUACCUGCGUCUCAGUCAGGCAGACCAGGCUGGGGCAGGCCUCCGCUCAGCCUGUGGAUCCACAGGGCCCUGCUGGAGACAGGGUCUCUUUCUCAUUAUGUGCCCUCAAAGAGUGACUCUGAACUCUGAACUUGGAGGACUCUAAGCCAGGGGGGCAGUAGGGUGGUGGUCUGCUGUCUCGGGGAAGCUUGCUGGGAUUUGCAGAUUUGUCACUUCUCGAGUCACUGGACCUGGCUGCCCCUGGGAGACAACCCCCCUCUGCACCCCUCAGUAGAGUCCCAUGGUCUCAGCCUGGCCUUGUCUCUCCACGCAGGGAGCUCAGCACUUCCUGCUCAGGCAGUGGGUUUGUGAAGGGUGGGAGGUUUGGGGUCUGGUGGGCUGGUUUUUGAGGACGAGGUCUUCCUCUGGGAGGAAGGCAGGUAAGCUCCUGUCACCUCUGACUGUGACAACUGUGCUGCCAUCGUCUGCAGUGUUGAUGGCAGGGUCCCAGUGUUGCUGUGGUCUGUGCUCAGUCUGUGGCACCGUGGGACAGACUGCAGACCUGUGGGGCCAGGCACUCAGGUUGAGGGAGGUGGGCAGAGGGAGGGAGUUGGGGUCUCUGAGUGUCACCCUGGCUCCGGGGGUCUCUGCCCUGCCCUGCUUGCCCCAUCCUCCUCCUGCAAUCCGGAUCUGACUACUAGAGGGUGGAUGAUUGCAGCACCCUGGCUUCUUCCUGACCCGGCUGUGCUCUGAGAGGGUCAUCAGCAUUGGCCUGCAGGUGAUCUCUGGUCCUUCAUGGCUCCUGAUAGCACUUCUGCUCUUGGUCCAUAUUUUAGACUGGGUGGCCCAUCUUCAGCACAUACUCCCCAGCUUGGGUCUCCUGCUUGCAAAAGACUGGCUGGUUUCUUCACAAACUGAAGGAUUUACUUGGACUGGGGCUCCUGGAGCUGACUGACCUGCAUUCAUCAGAGAAAUACUUACGGGUGCCUCGGACAGACAGUCACUUGCUCAGGGUGGAGGAGCCAGAGGUUAAUUUCAGUACGCCAACAUGGAGAGAGCAUGAAUGUGCCAGAUUCCUCCAUGUGGAUUAAUGGUUCAAAUAUCCCAAUAAGAGAAGUACUUUCUCCUGUUUUAUAGAUGGAAAAAUUGAGGCACAGGGAGGCUAAGUAACUUCCCCAAAUUACACAGAAAGUAAAUGGUGGAUCCUAGACCUUGAAGUUUAACCACUAUGUUUCUGGGGCACUGUUUACUUAAGAAGGUGUGUGUGUGUGUGUGUGUGUGUGUAUGUGAAAAUAGUGACAAUACAAACAGGCAUUGAUACAGCUAGAGGAAUGCUACAGGGGAAGGAUGAAGGAACGUGGGCUUUUGUGAUAAAGCCUCCUGGGGAUGGGAGGGGACAACAGCGGUGCAGCUGGGAAGUUCAAAGGGAGAGAUUCCAAGUCCACCAUUAGACCCCAGGACUUGAGCCCUCCUGCCCAUCCCCAGGGAGGGGGCUGCCCCUGUGACCACCAAAGGCCCGGGAGUCACUUUCCAGAGUUGUGUGUGGCCUUGCCCUUUCUCAGUACUCAGGCCCCAUGGUCGUUCCAGUAGGAAAGGAUUGCUGAUCCUUGACCUUUGGAGCCUAGGAGGUUUUAGGUCAUUGCACACGGCCAAGCUUCCCACCCCAGGGGCAGCGUCCCUGAGGUCUGUGAGCAGCCGCACAGUGGGCCCUCCCUUCCCCUUGCCGCCCCUGCUCUUCAGGCAGGUGUCGCCGUAUGCGACGAUGUUUUAUUUUUCAGGGGUGUUUCAAGCCUCUGUGUUUUGAGAUAGUCUGUUACGCAACAACAAGAAAUCCAAACAAACAGCCGAGACAGAUCUGGAGAAGAACAGGGUCACGGGGAGCGGCCUGGCCUUACCCCACCAGAGAUCAAGACUUGCAGUGAUGCGGCAAUGAUCACUGUGCCAUCCUUCCACAGGAAGGUGGCCAAGGCGACAGGAUUGAGGCGAGAAACGCCUGUGGACGGAUGGAAGUGUGGCGUUCCACGGCGUGAGCACCAUGAACACAGCUAGCUCUCCAUCUGGGGGAGAUAAAAUUAGGCGCCUACCUUAUGUCUCACACAAAAAUAAGUUCCUGUGGGGCUGAGACCUCAACAUGAAUAGCUGAGCAAUACAAUGUUUAGACAAAAAUAUACAAGUUUUUACACUUCAGGCUACAGAUUUCUUAAGCAGGACAUCAGAGGCCCAAACCACAAAAGAAGAUCCUGGGAGUAAGGAAUCAGGGCGAGCUGUAACUUGGAACUGUCAUUACCCUGCAGAUAACUGAUAAAGGGUUAGAGGCCACGAUUUGUAAAUAGAUCAUUCAGAUCAAUCUAAAAGGAUCAAGCCAUUUUCAUUUGGCAUAUAGGUAAAAAACAAAGCAGAUGAGAACAUUUAAAAAAAAGGCAUUUAAUAACAUUGAACUUCAACAACAAUCAGAAAAACUCAAUUUUUACCUAGAUAUGUAUCUCUAGCAGAUUAGUCAGGGGCUUCACACAUAUCUGUAAUAAUUUAUUUAAAAAUACAUGUAUUUAUUCAUUUAUACACACAUAGAUGUUCAUAGGAAGAUGGAUAGAUGACCUCACAUUUUCUAAUUCUUAGAGUUGAUGAUAAUAAUCAUAGAAAAAUAUUUAGUUCCAUGUAUGAAUUUGAGCAACCCAAAUGGCUUUUUUUUCCCUGUAAAAAUGCGUAUAAAAUCAUUUUGGGUAUGAGCUGACAUCAGGUCUCUGUUACACCAAAGGUUUAUGCACAACCUUUGAUGUAACAGAGGGAACAACAUUUAAACAUGCAAAUGGAAAACAAACCAGAUAUAACAAAAUGCAUAGCUGUAGUGUGAAAUUUUACUGUAAAAUUUCACUUAAUACAAUGUAAGAGAAAACAGCCUUUCAUUUCCUAGAUUUAAACCAUUUUCCCCUCGUU